UUUCUCUUCUGUCUUUUUCUCUCUUUCUCUCUCCUCAAUGCUUCAGUUCUACUUUUCCUCAUCACCAUCAUCAUGGGUUUUUUAAGUUUCAAACACCCCACGAGAGAAUAAAGUUUAGAGAGGAAUGAAUCUCUCUAUCUCUCUCUAACCAAAUCACAAAGGCAUAAAUUCCACAACCUUCAUUUAAAGCCGGCCCAAAACAACACACGACUGAUUCAAGUGACAAAAGUGUGUGUGAGAGGGAAAGAGAGAGAGAGAGCCGAUCUCUGCCUCAAACGUAUCUGACAUUGAUUUAGUUCUCUCCUCCACGCAAUAAACCCCACAUGUUGAAUUUGGUUAGGAUUUGAGUUGAAGAUGCAGUCAAGGGUGGGGGGAUUGGAGGAAGGCAAGGACCCUGGUGGUAGUUUAUUAAAAACCAGGGCCUUGCCAUUCAGGCUGAUCCAAUUCCUGUUAAUGUUUGUGGUUCUGGGUCUCGGGGUUUCGAUUUUGAGUAUGCAUACAAUCCGGUAUUUUGGAGUUCAACAUAUGGCUCCAGCAGAACCAUCUACUAUGAGGUCAUGUUUUGCAGAGCCAAACACAUUAGAGAGCUGGAUUAGACCUCCAUCGAGUCUGUUGCAUAACAUGAAUGACACUGAGUUGCUGUGGCUGGCCUCAAUGGCUCCUCAAGUAAAGGAAUAUCCGUUCAAAAGAGUUCCCAAGAUUGCUUUCAUGUUUUUGACCAAGGGACCUUUGCCGAUGGAGCCUCUUUGGGAGCGGUUUUUUAAAGGGCACGAGGGGCUUUACUCGAUCUAUGUCCAUUCAUUGCCGUCUUAUACUCCCAACUUCUCAGCUACGUCAGUGUUUUACAAGAGACAAAUCCCAAGCAAGCUCGCAGAGUGGGGAGAGAUGAACAUGUGUGAAGCUGAGAGAAGACUCCUAGCUAAUGCAUUGCUUGACAUCUCAAAUGAAUGGUUUAUUCUCCUUUCAGAGUCAUGUAUUCCUCUGAGCAACCUCAGCAUUGUCUACCAUUACUUAUCGAGAUCAAGGUAUAGCUUUAUGGGUUCAUUUGACGAGAUUGGACCUUAUGGGAGAGGACGCUAUAAUGAACACAUGGCCCCUUUGGUCAAUCUCAGUAAUUGGCGUAAAGGGUCCCAGUGGUUUGAGAUCAACCGGGAACUUGCACAUAUGAUUGUUCAAGACGUAACUUACUACCCUGUAUUCAGAGACUACUGCAAACCUGCAUGUUAUGUAGAUGAGCACUACUUUCAGACGAUGCUUACCAUCGAGACUCCAUAUCUUUUGGCAAAUAGGACUCUUACUUAUGUUGACUGGUCAAGAGGUGGUGCUCAUCCAGCUACAUUCGGUAAAAAUGAUAUUACAGAAGAGUUCUUUAAGAAGAUUACUACAAGCGAACAAUGUCUCUACAACAACCAGCCGACCUCGCUCUGUUUCCUUUUUGCUAGAAAGUUUGCUCCAAGCGCUUUGGAGCCUCUGUUAGAAUUAGCAUCUAAAGUUUUUGGAUUUUGACAUAAGAUUGUCUUCACCGCAGAUGGGAGCGUGAAUGUAGUUUUGAGUUAACAACAGACUUGUCUGCUGAGAUUGGUUCCUUUCCACCAAGAUUUAUUAGGAUUUUUUAGACCUCAAUGUCAAAUCAUAUUGUAUGUAUAGAAAAAUUAGGACAAAAGAUUUAGCAUCCUAGAAAAUUUUUCUGCUAAAAUAAUAUAUGUAUCUGGUUGGGAUCCUUAUUGAAUGAAGUGCCGUUGAAUCAUUGUUUAAUAAAUU
Messenger RNA from Fragaria vesca subsp. vesca, 1761 nucleotides. RefSeq lists its product as uncharacterized. NCBI's taxonomy places the organism in Eukaryota, Viridiplantae, Streptophyta, Magnoliopsida, Rosales, Rosaceae. Gene Ontology annotation, molecular function: glycosyltransferase activity. Gene Ontology annotation, cellular component: membrane. The transcript has 3 exons. The coding region runs from base 355 to 1506 and encodes 383 amino acids. The record is from RefSeq and is a predicted model, not a curated record.